GUCUUUUCUUCAAUAAUAGCAGCCUCAUCAUCAGAUUCACUCAAUUCAAUUAUAAUUGAGAAAUAUUCUCCAUUUAACUUUGGUUACAUUUGGAUGGGCUUCAAUUGUGUUUCUUCAGCUACAUAUAUUUUAUUUAUGAGAAAAAGAAUCAAAUCAACAAACUUCAAAGACUUUGACACUGUAUAUUAUAAUAACAUGUUAUCAACUCCAUUAUUGGUUUUCAUGAGUUUAAUAGUGGAAGAUUGGUCCUAUGCUAACUUAGAAAAAAACUUUCCAAUUGAAGUCCGAGGUAUUUUAAUAUCAUCAAUGUUAUUCUCAGGAUUAUCAGCUUUUGCAAUUUCUUUUGCUUCUGCAUGGUGUAUUAGAGUCACCUCAAGUACCACUUACAGUAUGGUUGGCGCAUUAAACAAAUUACCAAUAGCUGCAAGUGGUAUAAUUUUCUUUGGUGAUCCUACAACUUUUGGAAGUGUAUCUGCUAUUCUUAUUGAGAAAAGUUCAAUUUCUAACUUGAAAAUCGCUAGAGCAACUUCACAACCUUAUUCAAUAAAUAGGCCUUCUACUAUAUCACCUAAACUUAAAUCAUCAUCAUCGUCACCAACAACGACAAAUCCUUCUACAAAGUUUUUUGGGUCUAAAAAAGCCCAAUUAAGUACUCCACCAACCAAUUCGUUGACUAAAAAAGUCGUGUCACCUGUGAUUUCAUCAAAGUCUUCUUCUACUAUUAAACAUAGA
Entrophospora sp. SA101 is the source of this 732-nucleotide messenger RNA. Lineage: Eukaryota; Fungi; Glomeromycota; Glomeromycetes; Entrophosporales; Entrophosporaceae. The record is from the annotation of a GenBank genome assembly.